Opisthorchis viverrini is the source of this 2408-nucleotide messenger RNA. RefSeq lists its product as hypothetical. The annotation marks the transcript as partial. The record is from RefSeq and is a predicted model, not a curated record. NCBI's taxonomy places the organism in Eukaryota, Metazoa, Platyhelminthes, Trematoda, Opisthorchiida, Opisthorchiidae. The transcript has 2 exons.
CAACAAACACCAACAAAGAAAGCCAUUCCUCUUAUUUGUGAUUCGUCAUCUGAUUUCAUUUUUCGGGACCCUUUUCUCAUCUCUCGUGUGUUGGAGUUUCUUGCACCGGUCGCUGACUCUCCUCAGUUUGUUGUUGCCCCGCCUUUUUCAGCUUCUCGUGCCGAAAGUUUUAUUUACUUAAUGGAAUGCUGUAGGAAUACCACAGAUUCCUUUACGCAGGUUGAAUCUCAGCCGCUGGAAUUUUACCUCACCGAACUAAUCACACAAAGCAGUGGGCGAUAUAUAUCUUCUAGUGACUUGGCCGAGAUUCUUUCAAGUUUUGGGUUUGUCUUGGAAACCAAAAGUUUUUCCCAAAUCUUGUGUGAAUCGGCUUCAUUUCACCGUUCGUCACCGGUGGAUUCUGGUACGUCUUUGUCAAAGAAACAGGAUACACCCAGGGUUCACUCAACUGUAUGUCAUAUACAAACCGCGUGUGACGCUAGAAGAAAAAACAGCCGUGAGAUCGCGACCAUGUUUAUGCCUUCCGUAGCACAACAAGCUGAGGUUGGAAUUCAAGUAUGCCUCGUUUCAACGGAAGCCCAUUAUUUAUCCACAAUAGAGGAUUACCAGCGAAAUUUCAGACUUGGGCGCAUAGCCGAAACCUCUGUGACCGUCAUGGCCACAACCUCCACGAAAGCUUGUCAAACCAUUGGAUGGGGACUGCAAUCAGAAGCGCGGUGCAUCAUGGUUAACCAGUCUAUCCAAACUGAUUGGUGGGUGGAAGAAGUAAGCGAGGCAACUACGAAACUGAUAUACGAGAAAACCAAACAACAGGAAACUACUGAGGAUUCCAGUCUCAGCGUGGAUUUACGAAGUGAGCACAUGCAGGAAGAGACUCCACUACAAAGCAUUACAGACUACGAAGCCAGGCAGACGAUUGAAGUUGAGUCAGUGCUCUGUCAAGUUCGUGAACGCACAGUGCAAUAUCAGCUGGUAGAAGGACGCAUAAAAGAUGAGUCCUACUGGUCUACACACAUUCAAGAAGUGGCUAGUCCUCGAACCGGCUUUCGAACUCCAGUUGGAACUGCAGUACGCUCUGGAUGGCUCAAACCCAUAGAUACGGAGAUCUAUAUAGACCCAGGAACCGACCUUCCAAUGCGAUUGGAGACAGCCGAAGCCGAGGGAUUGGUGACACUUAAUGUUGGAGAACAGCCGUACGAGAUCGAGAAUGGGGGUGGAAGGCGAUGCUUACUGCUGGUCGAACGAAUCUCCUACACCUGGCGUCCCGUCAGAAUUAUCAGUUACACCGACACGCUUAACCAGAUAGAACUUAGUAUAAAUGAAGCACGGCUCCUGGGUUAUAUUGACAUUUCAAGCGAUGAACCAGUCAUUUUGAACCGUGAAGACAACACGUGGAUAUCGCCAGAGGAGGCAGCCGGUAGAGGCAUCAUCGAGCUAGAGGCGAUUGACCCUACAGAAGAUGAAGAGGUCGCAGAAGGAACACAUACUGUGCGAGUCUUCCGAAUCACCGCAGUUCGGCCGGGUGGUGAGCCCAGUGAGUGGCUAGAUCCGGAAGAUGCUGCAAGCCUAGGUUUAUUCAACUGGAGUACCGGAGAAGUCGCUGCUGAAUGGGCAGGCAGACCAGAUCUCCCAAUUUACGAUUGGUACGAACAAUCUGAUGAAACCACCCGGUACUAUAAUACAACCAAGUGGUGUUCAUUGCUCACAGCACGUAAAGCAGGCUGGUUGAGACUUCAGGCUGAGGUGCAUCCAAGCGAAUGGACUAUUCCACUACUUGCAACAGAUUCUCAGUUCACUCCCGUUAUUCUAGCCACGUACGAUCACUUGGUUGUGCCAAAUGCCCAAAUAAUGAAACCACCGCCUACGACCGCUCAAGUGGAAUACGAACAACCUCAGUAUAGAGUUGAAACGGUGACUGAGGAUGAUGAGAUAGACUAUAUUGAAUAUCGAAAGCGAUCAAGACGCUCUACACGGAAGCGAACACAGGAAAGUCUUCGAGCUCGAUCUGAUGUCCACCUGUCCACCAUUACAUCCCAUUCGUUGUACCAGCAUUAUGAUACCCAAAUAUUCUCUGGUCAGAAUACAAGACGUCGCUACUUAUCAGAGCAGUAUUUGAGUGAGAUACACGUACCGUACCUUGUCGCAGAUAUGCAAGACUGGGAGUUUGAUGAUGACGAACAACACAUAUGAAACAUUGUUUGACCGGUUAUUAGAACAUGAACCGAGUUCGCUAAUUUGCAACCCUUUCCUUCCCGUGAAAUAACCUGAUAAUGCUUAUGGAUUGAACAGAACCAAUUUAUGCAAUAAGAAUAUACGAUGAACUGUCUUCUCACCCGUUUUACGGCAAUACUAAGUGUUCUGUAUCAGUACGGUUGGUAAGCAGAAGGAAACGAGGUGAAGUAUCCUCU